This is a messenger RNA of Lolium perenne, 1687 nucleotides long. The record is from RefSeq and is a predicted model, not a curated record. Lineage: Eukaryota; Viridiplantae; Streptophyta; Magnoliopsida; Poales; Poaceae.
AUGUCGCCCCCUCGUCGGCACCUAUGGUCUUUUCGAUCCUCCCGAUCCGCGGCGAUCCUCGACGCAGUGCGCAGAACUCGGCAUCAGCGUCGGCAUCGGCUGCGGAAACUCCAUGCUGCUGCUCAAGAUAGUAGCGGGUCAAAGGCUUCAUCAGCUCAAACAAAUGGCCACCAAGGUGGUAUUUCUCAAGGUGACGACAAUACAAGGCAACAAGAUCUUUUUGAGAAACUCCCAGAUGACAUCUUACAUCGUAUACAUUCUCUCUUGCCAAUACGAGACGCUGCUUGUGCUGCCUGCAUGUCUCGUGCAUUUCUGCGUUCCUGGAGAUGCUAUUCCAAACUCAUACUCAACGACCAUGCGCUUCGGUUAACUCACAUAGAAUCUGAGGAAAGAAAAGCCUAUGUCAUCGACAAAAUUGACAAAAUUCUUAAGAACCAUCAUCACAAUGGGGUGAAGGUGGAGUCACUUAACCUUAUUCUUACCCCGUGCAACAAUAUCAAAGCCUCCUACCUGGACAGGUGGCUCCGAAGAACCGUUAAGCCUGGGUUCAAAGAACUUUACUUGGAGAUGCCUUUAUACAUGAAGAAAAUUUACAACUUCCCAUGCUCUGUUUUGUCUGAUGAGGGAGCUGCAAGUUCAAUUCAGUCUCUUGACCUCUUGAGUCAUUGCGCUUUUAAUCCCACAUCAACACUUGGCUGCUUGAGAAGCUUGAAAAUUUUAAAACUUUCUCUUGUCCGUAUUACUGAUGAAGGAUUGGAGCACUUGCUUUCAAAAUCUCCUAACUUGGAGGAGCUGAGCAUCUUUGCAUGUACUGGGAUAGUUUGCUUGAAAAUACCUAGUACGAUGCAGCAUCUCAAGUUCCUCAGGGUUAGAAGAUGCGAGAUACUUUGCAAGAUGAUGCGGGUGGUAGAGAUCGAUGCUCCAAACCUCUGCUCUUUUCACUAUCACAGCUCUCUGCCAGAAGUCCAUGUCAGAAAUUGUUCGCAACUUAAGCAUGUAAAGUUAUCAUAUCCCGGCCUGCCAUCUCGUGCUCUUUUUUAUGCCCGCACUAGUCUUCCAUCCAUCGCACGGAAUGUCGAAAGCCUUAUUUUGGACAGUUAUUGUGAGAACGCCAACACUCCGAUGCUACAGUCCAAGCUACCCCACCUGAAGAACUUGGAAAUUGGACUCAGCUUAUUAGGGUGCUUCGGCUCAAGCUAUGACGUCUUUUCUCUGGUUUCUUUUCUUGAUGCUUCUCCUGCCUUGGAGUCUUUCAUCCUGCGCCUAAAUCGUGAUGCCAUGGCACGCUGUCCUGUUGUUGGAGAUGAUGAUGAAUGCCCGAGGCGGAAGGUGGACUUGUGGCAUAACCACCUCAGGCAGGUGACGAUCACGGGCUUCUGUUCAGCCAAAAGCCUGGUUGAGCUCACGGUUCACAUCCUCGAGAGCACACACUCACUCGAGUGCUUGACGCUGGACACAACCUAUGGAGGCUACGAUAGGAGGAUGAUGGUCUAUGGUAUCAUUGGCAAAUGCCCAAACUCAAGAAAAAUUGGCCAAUGCUGGCCGAUGGGCAAGAGAGCUGUUGAGGAAGCUCAUAGAGCUGUGAAGACUGCUGGUAGAUGCAUAGCGGGGAGAGUUCCCUUGGCUGUUCAAUUUGAGGUCCUGGGGCCCUGUAGUAGAUGCCAUACUGGCAAUCAAUAGAUCAAUG